Antrostomus carolinensis (chuck-will's-widow) is the source of this 408-nucleotide messenger RNA. Its product is annotated as signal peptidase complex subunit 2. NCBI's taxonomy places the organism in Eukaryota, Metazoa, Chordata, Aves, Caprimulgiformes, Caprimulgidae. Gene Ontology annotation, biological process: protein targeting to ER. Bases 1 to 408 code for a protein of 135 amino acids. Gene Ontology annotation, cellular component: signal peptidase complex; membrane. The transcript is spliced from 2 exons. The record is from RefSeq and is a predicted model, not a curated record.
AUGGUUGGACUCGAUGAUCUGGAAGGUUUUUCUCCAAUCUUGGCAAUUCUGGGAUCCUUGUUUCCCUUAACCUUUGCUGUCUGCACGUACUUUGUGAUGAUGGGCGUCCUGACCAUCUAUACCUCAUACAAAGAGAAGAGCAUUUUUCUGGUAGCUCACAGAAAAGACCCGGCGGGGAUGGACCCCGACGACGUUUGGCAGCUCUCCUCCAGCCUCAAACGGUUUGAUGACAAAUACACUUUGAAAUUGACUUUUAUCAGUGGGAAAACCAAACAGCAGAGGGAAGCGGAGUUCACCAAAUCCAUCGCCAAGUUCUUCGAUACCAACGGGACGUUGGUGAUGGACGCCUACGAGCCGGAGGUGUCCAAGCUGCACGACAGCCUGGCUUCCGAGAGGAAAACAAAGUGA